Molecule: messenger RNA, 3408 nt
Organism: Mycena indigotica
Lineage: Eukaryota; Fungi; Basidiomycota; Agaricomycetes; Agaricales; Mycenaceae
Exons: 3
Coding region: 1-3408 (1135 amino acids)
Source: RefSeq, a predicted model, not a curated record
AUGAUUCCACCAACAUUGCCAGCAGAUGCUCACCACUGGCAUAGCAUGGAGAGCUUUCAGUACAUUGCACGGAGGAGAGCCGAAGAAGAGGUUGCCGCCAUAGCACUGAAAGACUCGGAAGCGCAGACAACAGAAACAUACAAGGAGGAGCUUGAUCACGAUGAAUUGGAAGAGGAAGAUCCGAUAGAUGACAGCGCAAUUACGACUGAAGAUAUAUGCUCAAAGUCGACAUACUUCCCAUAUCCGAGCGAAACGGCCGUCCUUCUUGAUACUCUUGACAACUUGGCUCGAUGCCGCUUCACGGGCGUACAACUUGCAUUGAUCUUGCAUUUGCUCAAGCGGACCGGAGCUCGUGAUGUGCCAAAAACCCUCAAAGCGCUGCGCAAAAUCCAGAAGGAAGUGCACGAGAACUUCGAGGACAAACCCAUAAAAGUCACGUCGGCUCAAGGGAACAUAUUCUAUAUGAACGACAUACAGAAAUCAAUUGCACGCGACUUUUCAAAUCCACUUAUUGCACCACAUCUCCAUCUAUAUCCCGAGGAAGUGAUUGGUGGCCCCGUAACAGAGCGGUGGCAGGCUCAGCGGGCAUUAGACUACUUUCCCAAUGAGCUAACUCCCAUGUUUAGCAAUGGGCAUCGGCGGUGGUGGAUCAACGAGGUGGCUCAGUUAAGAGAUGGGCGUUUCAUUAUUCCGCAAACCUGGAUUGUGCGAAGUGGACAUCUGACCUGUGAUGCAUACAGUGUUCAAAGGACAGCAGAUUUGCACUGGGAUUGCGAUGGUCGAGAGCUACAGGUAAAUGCCGAAGAGCUUGAGGCUGAUUUCGAGGACUUGAGGCAGCGUUUUGGCUCGGAUUUUAUCUGGACUGAACGUUCAUCACCUUUUGUCUCAAGCUUUACGAUGCCGAAUCCAAAACGCCAGCUCAGUGGUGAACGUGAUUUCUACGUUCUUGGCUUGACAAUCUGGAUCGACGAUGUGUCUGGAAAUCGAUCCAAGCAGUAUAAUAAGUUCAUGGUAAUGGUCGCACAGAACACAGCACUUCCUGGCAAGCUCUUGAAGCAGGAAUUCCAUGUCCAUUUCAUGGGUGCGUCACAGCAUGUAACGACAGCCGAGCUCAGCGCUGCACUUCGAGACACUCUUCAAAGCACUGAAGAGAACCCAAUCAUCUGCUUCAAUGCUCACACUAAGCGUGAAGCAGCCGUGACUCUUCGUGUAUCUGACAAGGAUGCCGACAACCCUCAGCAAUCCGAAGAGGCCAGUCAUAUUGGCUGCAACGGGAACUGCCCAUGUCGCAAGUGCAAAUGGGGCGGGUCAAAGAAGGAGAAGGAGUUAGAGGCUCAGUACCAUGCCUGUCAUGAGCCGGGUGUGGCGCGGACAGCCGCCGAAAUCAGACUUGAGCUAACAAAACAGCUCGAGAUGGCCACAAUGGGCAGCUCAGCCGCCAUUGAAGCUCGUCAGAAAGAGACUGGAACGAAGGACAAACUGGCACAAUUUUGGAUUGAAAAGGUUCUAGCCCAAGUCACAUCAAUGAAGACAGCAAACCCGAGUCGGUCUCAAAAAUCAAUCGCUGCUGAAGCGCAACAAUGGUUGGAUCAACAGCCAGGCGAUAAGAUGAACCCGUUGUUGGAUAUCACAGGAUUAGACCCAGCUCGUGAUACACCGGUCGAAAUUCUGCACACAGUCCUUCUCGGUGUCGUCAAGUAUAUUUGGCAUCACCUUCAUACAAAACAGUGGUCCGACACAGAUCGACACCUUCUGGCGAUUCGGCUCCAGUCAACCGAUACGAGCGGGCUGAGCAUUCCACCAAUUCAAGCAGCCUAUAUGAUGCAAUACCGCAAUAACUUGAUUGGUAAACACUUCAAAACGCUUAUGCAAAUACUCACCUUCCACGUUUAUGGACUCUGCACACCCGAACAGCAACAGCUCGUUAAAGCGGCAGCAGAUCUUGGCGCACGUGUCUGGGUUUCUACCAUCGACGACAUGGAACUGUACAUCUCCGAGUUAAAGUUGGCUAUCGCAAAUGUUUUGGAUGCAUGGGACGCUGUUGACCCACUCAGAAUCUUGGUCAAAAUCAAAUUACACUUACUCGCUCACCUGCCUGAUGAUGUUCGUCGCUUCGGGCCAGCGGUACGCUUCUCUACGGAGACCCAGGAGGGAUAUAAUGCCGUCUUUCGGAUGUGUUCUAUCAAUGGCAAUAAACAAGCCCCGAGCCGUGAUAUUGCGGCAAAGUUUGCGGCAAUGGAUGGGGUGAAGCAUCUGCUCUGCGGUGGGUUCUGGGAGUCCGCCACAAGCAGGAACAAUAACACACUCACCAAAGUCUGGCUUGAGCCCGGGCAUGGUGUACGGAACAUCAUUUUGCAAGAUCCGGUCUUCCAGCGACAUCUUGGCUGGGUCACGACGGAGAGCGCCAGUCCGGGGUCUGUUCGGCUGGUUGCAGAAGAUCGGAAUCCGAGUAUCACUUGGCCCCACACGCAGGCAUCGAAGUACAUCAGCAUCAAGUCUCCAAAGCCACCAGCUGAUAGUCUAUGGAAAUUUGGCCUGCAUGUGACGGCAAAGAGCGGAGACAAGAUAAAAGUGCGUGGUUGGGUGUUUGCAAAAGACGUUGACGAUGCCGUGGUGUUUGGCCGUGUCUCUGAAAUUGUCUCUUCCCAAUCAACAUGCUUCGUCACACUGGAGCGCUUUAAUUGCACUGAGAAGCGACAUCCAGACCUCAACUGGCCAGUUGUUCGCCGUCCAACAGGCGAAGAGAUCAUAUGCGGUGUUUCAUCUUUCGUUGUGGUAACAGGCGCCCAGCUUGAAUUCACUUGUUCUGUACAACACGACUGCAGGAGAGGAAGCUGUCGUCCAUCAGUUACAGGGAAACAACGCCAAGAACGGCAGGAAACAACUCACGACAUACAGUUAAUCAAACACGACGAUGACGACCACUUCAUUCUAGACAUGGGCGCAAUCCAUAACUUCGAGAAACUUACGCGUGUGCUUCCCUUGCAUAUGUACAAGCUCAGCCCGCUUCAAAUCAACCGAAAGGAAUUCCACAAAGUUGCAUCGCUCAAGGCACAAUCUUCGCGAUUGGCCGCUCGGAAAAGAACAGCCGACAGGCGCGCGCAAACGGCUUCUGCUAAGAAGAAGCUGGCAAAGGAGCUCGCAGUGGAGGCAGCUGACGCCGAGUCAAAGGCAACACGAGCGAGGGCAAUUGCCGCCGGGUUGUUGGCCCCAGACGACGGGGAAGAAAGCGAGUUGUCGGAAUUUGACUCUGAUGUUGACUCAGUCGCAGAUGGAGCCAACUUGAAUCUUGACGCGGAGGAAGAUGGCGAUGAGGAUGAGGAUUAUAUUGCAAAGGUAUACAGCAAUAAGCGGGUCAGAAAUGAACAGGGAGGCCGGGAUGGGGGUGGUAAAACAAGGAGGACAUGA